This is a messenger RNA of Trichoderma asperellum CBS 433.97, 937 nucleotides long. Lineage: Eukaryota; Fungi; Ascomycota; Sordariomycetes; Hypocreales; Hypocreaceae. The record is from RefSeq and is a predicted model, not a curated record.
AUGUCAAACGUGGAUGAAGCCCCGGCCGCAGUGCCGAAGACAACUCUCUUGGCAGAGGAAGAAUUCCAAAAGCCUGUGGUAGCUCCAGAUGCGCCAAAUGAUGUAGUCCAAGGCGACAACAGUGAUGCGGCAAGUGUAAAGUCUAUAGCAACGGAUGAACUGCUUCCCAUAGACUCAGGCCAUUCUCCUGAUACCCAAGAAAGGAACGUUGGGCUAGACAUCCACAAGCUUGGCUGGUCUGGUUCGAAUUAUGAUGAUUAUGAUGUUGUCACAGUACAUGGUAUUCGUGAUGAUUAUAAGACUGCCUGGAUUACUAAGAAAGGUAUAUGGUGGGUGAAAGAGCAGCUCUUCAAAGGUCUAUCAACUAGGCAGAUCGACUAUGCGUACGAAGUUAAUGAGAGCUCGGAGCUUUACGGUCCUGAUGGCAUCCGACUACAUGCGCAGCGGCUCGUCGCCGAAUACGCUGAUAUUCGCGGGAAACUUGAGGGUACUGAAAGUGACCGCCCAAUAAUAUGGAUCUGCCAUGAUCUCGGAGGCACGAUCGUAAAAGAGGCUCUUUCGUUAGCUAUGGGCCACCCUGACAUGUAUGGCAAGAUGGCUAUCUUGACUACAGCAAUUAUCUUUCUGGGCACACCUCAUCAUUCUCAUUCCGUGGAGGACCUUGAAGACCAACUACACAAGCUUAUUCUUCUUCCAGGUCCUGAGAUCCGAAACCAGGCCGUGACAAAGAUCAAGAACCUCGCCAAUCAAGUGAAUAGAGUAAACGAGGCGUUUCCCGCUACCAAGCUCCUGGACCGGGCUCUGAUAUUCAAUGUACUCACUCGGGAUGGUGGAAACCCAUCUAAAGCAUUGACUUCUCUUUCCCAAUUCGCAUUGACACUAGGGCAUUCAUUUUAAGCCGCAGGAAUACGAUAUAUUGAUAAGCUGGAUCAUUUGG